Molecule: messenger RNA, 1944 nt
Organism: Verticillium alfalfae VaMs.102
Lineage: Eukaryota; Fungi; Ascomycota; Sordariomycetes; Glomerellales; Plectosphaerellaceae
Exons: 3
Coding region: 1-1944 (647 amino acids)
Source: RefSeq, a predicted model, not a curated record
AUGUCGCUCUUCGCUUGGUGCAGCCGCCGCGCUGGCGGGCUGGCCAUGAUCGCUCUCCUUGCCCUCAGCUACUGGGUCAUCUCGCGGGCAUCGGCUGCAUCGCAUCUCGCCUAUGCGCAUAACUUUCGACACCCCGGGCCACAGCCCGCUAAAGGCCCGACAUCAUUCUUCGCAAAGGACUGGCCAACCAUAGUGUUCGCGUAUUACUGCUUGUUCAUCCACUUCCUGGUCUUCGCGUUCCCCUUUCGUUCAUGUUACGCCGUCAUCAGCAUGACUUGGAACCUCAAGAAGACUGCGCUCAACAAGAGGCUUCGCGACUUUAAAUUCGCCCACCGCCGCCGAGGUUCCUCCUCCUCUCUCUCUAGCUCAGAGACCUUGACCUCGUACUACGCCUGUUCUUCCAUCACCAGCCAGCCUGGCGAUCCACAGGUUGAGGCCUAUAGCGAAUCGUCAGACUAUGUUGUCGACCAUGUCAUCCACGCCAUCAUUAUUCCUAACUACAAGGAGGAAGUGGACACGCUCAGGGAGACCCUCGAAGUACUCGCAUCGCACCCGCAAGCGGUCAACUCGUACGACAUCUAUCUCGGCAUGGAGUCUCGUGAAGCCAACUGCGAGCUUAAGGCUACCUCACUCAUUCAAGAAUUUCUGAAAAAGUUUCGCAACAUCACUUACACCGUCCAUCCAUCCGAUAUUCCAAACGAGGCUGCCGGAAAGGGCAGCAACGUGGCCUGGGCAGCACGGAUGGCGAGCCAGAACUACGCCUUUGCGGAUCGAAGGGAUGUCAUUUUUACCGGGAUUGAUGCGGACAGCCACCUGUCAGCCAACUACACGGCGCUGAUCACCACCAUGCAUAUGGCGCAUCCAGAAAAGGCUGAUACGACGUUGUACGCGGCACCCAUCAUCUUUGAUCGCAACGCGCACAUCGUCCCCGCAGUCGUACGUGUUGCGGACAUUCUUUGGGGCGCCGGUGGUCUUUCCGGGCUUUACAAAGGGUCUUCUGUAGCACCACCAACCUCAGUCUACUCGCUCCCCCUGAAGCUUGUCGACCGCGUGGGAGGGUGGGACUGCGACAGUGAAGCCAUCGGCGAAGACCUGCACAUGUACCUCAAGUGCCUCUUUGCUCUUAACGGAAACCUGACCUGUCGGACGGUGUACAGCCCAGUCAGCCAAAGCAACGUAACAGCUGGUAGCAUCAAAGGGCUGCGUGGCGUUUAUGCCGAUAUGCAAGCACGUUACAAACAGGCCCUCCGACACAUGUGGGGAGCUCUAGAUACAGGAUACGCCAUGCGCAAGUUCGCGGAGCUCCUUCGGGAGAGGAAGCAUACUUCGAGGGCAUACCGACCUUUGCAUACGCCCUUGGAUAACGAUUCAAAUGUUUACGUCCCCGAAUUACAACCAGACACCAAUCAGUCCCACGAGAGCGGUGUCUUUUCUGACAUCACUCAAGACACACUGUCAGGUCCCAACUGGUGGUGUCUCCUCGUUCUCAGCCAUCGUCUUUUCGAGGCACACUUUCUCCCGGUACAGAUGACGAUUCUAGUCAUCGCAUCAACGCUGUUUCAAUGGGUCGCCGAAGGAAACGAAGACCCUCACAAUCUUGGAUGGAUCUUUACCGUCUCCAACAUCAUCCGCACAGUUGGCAUUAUGGAGGUCGCCUUGUUCUUGUUCCUUUACGAACGAUACCACGACGUGUGCGUACGAACGAGGGAACGCGAGAUGAUUGAGGCGGGUCUGGCACAGGAUAUGAACUUCUCAUAUCGCUCGGUGAAGAGAAAUUUCGUUGAUUACGUUAUGGUGCCGUUGGUCGCGCCACUGUAUGGCUCGAUUCCAUGUGCGCAGGCGCAAAUCUGCCACUUCUGGACCGUGGACCUGGUCUACACUGUGAGCGGGAAGAUAACACGCCAGAGAUCAAAGUCCGUUACGCCAAUCGAACAGAUGGCAUGA